This is a messenger RNA of Exophiala mesophila, 1671 nucleotides long. RefSeq lists its product as uncharacterized. The record is from RefSeq and is a predicted model, not a curated record. Gene Ontology annotation, biological process: secondary metabolic process. The transcript has 2 exons. Lineage: Eukaryota; Fungi; Ascomycota; Eurotiomycetes; Chaetothyriales; Herpotrichiellaceae. The coding region runs from base 1 to 1671 and encodes 556 amino acids. Gene Ontology annotation, molecular function: CoA-ligase activity.
AUGUAUUCAUCACCCUGGCCAAUGCUAGAUGUGCCACAGUGCAAUAUUCUCACCUAUCUCUUUCCACCGGGUUCAAAGGUAUCGAAGGAUGCUCUAUGGAUCGACGCAAAAGACACAUCGAAUAGCUUGUCACCAGCUCAAAUGCUAUUACUGAUUCAGAGAUUCGCACUAGGCCUCGACAAGCUCGGCAUCAAGGAAAAAGAGGCUAUCAUGGUUUUCACUCCUAAUCACAUCUUUGUUCCAGUAGCCUAUCUCGCUGCAGCAGGGUCAAGAAGAUACUUUACAGGGGCCAACCCCGCGUACACGGCUACCGAGGUAGCGUACCAAAUGAAGGACAUUAAUGCAUCUGUGGUUUUGAUUCAUGCUACGCUGCUAGAGACGGGAAUAGCUGCAGCAAAGCAGGCCGGCAUUUCCAACAGCCGCCUGUUCAUUUUCUCGGACUCUGAGACUUCGCCCUCGGUGACAUAUGGACUUCAAGAUUGGCGGUCGAUACUUGCUGGCGCCGAAGAAGCUGCAACUUGGAAGUGGCACAAUCUCGACGGCGACCUAGCCAUGGAAACGAUCGCCGUGAUCAACUUCUCAAGUGGGACGACCGGCCUGCCAAAAGGUGUUGCUAUCACGCAUCACAACCUCGUUGCCAAUUCCGCUCAGGCCAUCUUCGCUCAGUACCAUGCCAUCGAUACUUCACCCUCAACGGCCAGCCCUGAGAGAUGGCUGGCGUUCUUGCCACUGUACCAUGCGUAUUCCCAACUAUUCACCAUCAACAUCGCCUGCAAACUUCAAGUCCCGGUUUAUAUCAUGUCCAAAUUUACACUGGAAAGUUUCUUGGCCAGCAUUGAACAAUUCAAGAUCACUUCCUUACAAGCUGUUCCACCUAUUUUGGUCAUGAUGGCCAAAAGGGAAGAAACAUCAAAGUAUGAUGUCAGUAGUCUGAGAUACAUCCUUUGCGGCGCUGCCCCUUUAUCGAGCGAUUUGCAGAACGAAAUCAGCAACAAAUUCAAUCUUGUUGUCAGCCAGGCUUUUGGAAUGUCGGAGACUACCUGCGGUGCGUUCAUGACCCCGGGGAUGGCGAAGGAUACUCAUGGGAGCAUCGGAAAUCUUCUCCCCAACACUGAAGCUCGGCUCAUCGGCGAAGAUGGAGAAGAGAUCCUCGCCGAAAACUGCCCUGGAGAGUUAUGCCUUCGAGGUCCACAAAUGAUGCUGAAGUACUGGAAUAAUGACGAAGCUACCCAAAAAACCAGGUCCUCGGAUGGAUGGAUAAAAACUGGAGAUGUAGCGAUCACGAGGAAGGGGAAGUGGUGGAUUGUGGACCGAAAGAAAGAGUUGAUCAAAGUCAAUGGUCUUCAAGUCGCACCGGCGGAGCUGGAAGCUGUCUUACUCGAGAACCCAGGGAUAGCUGACGCAGCAGUUGUUGGCAUCACCGUUGGUAAUGAUGAAUUCCCACGCGCCUACGUGGUUUUACAGGAAUUUUCCAAGACAAGUCUCACUGCCCAUGACAUCCAGCACUUUGUCGCCCAUCGAGUGGCAAGGCACAAGCGUCUUUCAGGAGGUGUCAUAUUCGUUGACCAAGUACCUAAACUUGCCAGUGGCAAGAUUGUGAGAAAGGUGCUCAGGGAGUGGGCAAAGAGGGAUGCUUUGGAACUAGAGGGGAAAGUCAACGCAAAGCUUUAG